CCUUGUUAAUCUGACAGAAAUGAUGAUGGAGAAGAACAAUUUCAGUGGUGGGAUUCCUGCCAUUAUUGGUAACCUCUGGAUGCUGCGGCGAUUAGAUGUAUCUGCAAACGAGUUUUCUGGCCAAAUUCCAUCAUCCAUAGCCAAUAUGAGUCAAUUGUAUGCUCUCUAUCUUCAAAACAAUCAUUUCACAGGUUCUAUUCCUUCAAGUUUUGGGAACCUUUCAAACUUGCAAGAGCCUUUCUCAGAAUUAUCUCAAUGGAAUCAUACCAGAAAAAGUUAUGAGCCUUUCUUCUCUGACCAUUUCCCUUAACCUUUCUCAAAACCGAUUGACUGGUUCCUUGCCCUCAAAUGUUGGAGACUUGAAAAAUCUAGGGAACUUGGAUCUUUCUGAGAAUAUAUUGUCAGGAGAAAUUCCCAGUAGCCUUGCUAGUUGUGUAUCCUUAGAACACCUUCACUUGGAAGGUAACUUUUUUGAAGGAACCAUUCCUUCAUCUUUUAGAUCCUUGAGAGGUCUUCAAGACUUGGAUCUUUCGCAUAACAACUUAUCUGGCCAAAUUCCUGUAUUUUUUCAACUUAUUUCCCUUGUGAACUUAAAUCUUUCCUUCAACAAUUUUGAGCGUCAAGUGCCAACAGGAGGAGUUUUCAAAAAUUCAACUGUCACUUCAAUAGCAGGAAAUGGAAAGCUUUGUGGAGGCAUACCUGAAUUUCAAUUGCCGGUUUGCACUGCUACUAAGCCAAAGAAAAGAAAGAUGUCUCAAGGACUGAAAUUCAUGUUCUUAUUGCUUUCUGGACUUUUGGGGUUAGUUUUGAUCAUGUCUCUUCUAGUUAUUUAUCUGUUAAGGAAGGCCAAAACACCACCCUCUACAGAAGCUUCACCAACUAAGGAAUUGCAUUUGAAGAUAUCCUAUCAAACUCUCCUUCAAGCUACCGGAGGAUUUUCUCCUGCCAACCUAAUUGGUUCUGGUAGCUUUGGUUUUGUCUACAAAGGGAUUCUUGAUGAAGUAGUUGUGGCAGUAAAGGUACUCUACUUAUAUCAACCAGGUGCUCUACAAAGCUUCUCAGCUGAAUGUGAAGCCUUGAGAAGUAUUUGGCACCGGAAUCUUGUGAAAGUCUUAACUACCUGCUCAAGCGUUGAUUUUCAAGGUAAUGAGUUUAAAGCUCUAGUCUAUGAGUAUAUGCCAAAUGGGAGUCUGGAGAGUUGGCCACAUCCACUUUCAGAAGCUGAUGGUGACUCGAGGAUGCUUAGUCUUCUACAAAGAUUGAACAUUGCCAUUGAUGUGGCAUCAGGUCUGGAUUAUCUUCAUCACCAUUGCGAAGAUCAGAUCGUUCACUGUGAUCUGAAGCCAAGGAAUAUCCUACUCGGCAAUAAUAUGACUGCACAUGUGGGUGAUUUUGGGUUGGCCAGGUUCAUUCCAGAAGCUUCAAGUAGAUCUCCUAUCAAUCAAACCAGCUCACUAGGACUGAAGGGAACUGUUGGCUAUGCUGCACCAGAUAUAUAGCUCUACUCUAAUAUGUUUCAAUUCUAUUUAAAUUUUGUUAGCAACUUGCAUUCUACAAGAAAGUUUAGAAAUAUGUUUACGAUGCAAUUGAACUAAUCACAGGAAAGA
Messenger RNA from Rosa chinensis, 1607 nucleotides. RefSeq names its product probable LRR receptor-like serine/threonine-protein kinase At3g47570. Gene Ontology annotation, biological process: protein phosphorylation. Gene Ontology annotation, molecular function: protein kinase activity; protein binding; ATP binding. The record is from RefSeq and is a predicted model, not a curated record. Bases 159 to 1499 code for a protein of 446 amino acids. NCBI's taxonomy places the organism in Eukaryota, Viridiplantae, Streptophyta, Magnoliopsida, Rosales, Rosaceae. The transcript has a single exon.